AUGAUUCCCAAAACAGAAAAGGAUAUGGAGAUAAUUGCCAAGGCUCGAGGACUCCAAAGUAUCUGCUCGGGAGAAGAAUACGAGCGAAUGAUAACACCAGAGCUCAUAGAGGGUAGGUUGCGAGCAAGACAGCUCACUGGAGAAUUUAAUGCAUCUCUUUGCGGAGAUGUCAGUUCAAAAAAGACCGAUCAACAGAGAGAAUCCAUCCUCAAGACACUCUUCGGUUGCACAGGACAAAGCAUCUAUAUUGAACCACCUCUCUUUGUCGACUAUGGAUGUAACAUUAGUAUAGGGGAGAACUUUUAUGCCAACUUCCAUCUUACCAUUCUUGACUGUGGAUUGGUCACGAUUGGGAACAAUGUGGAAAUCGGCCCGAAUGUCAGUAUCAUCACUGGGGAGCACCAUACCAUGAUCGCAGACCGAAGAGCAAACCGAGGAUAUGAAUUUACACGGCCCGUUGUUGUUGAAGACGACUGCUGGAUCGGUGCUGGUGUUAUAAUCUUAGCCGGUGUGACGAUUGGCUCGGGCUGUUCGAUCGGUGCCGGCUCUGUCGUGAAGGCAAAUAUUCCACCUUUUAGUAUUGCGGUGGGGGUUCCUGCGCGGGUGAUCCGUUCAACCCAACAGGGUUCAACUGUUGAAUAG
This is a messenger RNA of Penicillium manginii, 642 nucleotides long. RefSeq names its product sugar O-acetyltransferase. The coding region runs from base 1 to 642 and encodes 213 amino acids. Gene Ontology annotation, molecular function: acetyltransferase activity. NCBI's taxonomy places the organism in Eukaryota, Fungi, Ascomycota, Eurotiomycetes, Eurotiales, Aspergillaceae. The record is from RefSeq and is a predicted model, not a curated record. The transcript is spliced from 3 exons.